UGUUCAUUAGUUGUGAUAAAAGUACUUAAAUUUUACAAUAUAACGUUUUUUGGUUUCUUAAAUCAUCGCAAAAUUUCAAUUAUGCUAGUUGCCACACAUUGUGCACACAGCUGUGCGCUGUUGAAUAACCACAAUCAGCUGUUUGCUUGCAAUUGAACUGAUAAUAGGGAAUUCACGUGUGGCAGACGUACAUAAUAGGCUUAUAUUCAAAUAACAUAAAUAAUACGCAACAACCAUGAAUAAAAGACUGCUUAGAAAUAUAGUGGCUUGUGCGACGGCAGCUACAUGCGCCUACUACACUGGUAAAUACGUAGAACGUCAACAACUCGAGGCGCCACACACGGAGCAAAGAACAUUUGCGCAAGAUGCACAACAAAGGUUGGUGCGUCGUCCAGGACUGCCGAUAUUCGGCACUGUCUCCGCUGCCGUGCCAGUGCCUGCAGAAGAUGUCAACCUCACCGCCACACCAGCACGCAUUUCGCAAAUCAUGAAAUACGGUUUCCCCGGUCUUGAUCACGUACGCUCCUACUCCGAUUUCGUGCUAUCCUACGAUCGUCGCAAUCGCGUGCCUCACUGGGUUUUCGAACAUCUCACACCGGCGUCCGUAGCGCGUAACGAGGCGGUCGAUCGUUCCAAAUGUGACUUUCGUGCCGAUGAAAGUAUACACCCCUUCUUUCGUGCACAAAACACCGAUUACCGGCGUUCAGGCUACGAUCGUGGUCAUAUGGCAGCAGCGGGCAAUCACCGACGUCAUCAGAAACAUUGCGAAGACACUUUCUUUUUAUCGAAUAUGGCGCCGCAAGUUGGACAGGGUUUCAAUCGCGAUUCGUGGAAUCGACUGGAGAUGUAUGUGCGUAAAUUGACACAGACCUAUCCGAAUGUGUAUGUCUGUACGGGCCCACUGUAUUUGCCGCGUAAAGAAGACGAUGGCAAGACGUAUGUGAAGUAUGAGGUAAUUGGCGCUAAUACUGUGGCAGUGCCAACACAUUUUUACAAAGUUAUUGUGAGUGAAACUGCCGAUCAACAACUGGAUAUGGAGGCGUACGUAAUGCCCAACCAGGUGAUCAGUGACGAUACGCCGCUGCAGGUGUUCCAAGUGCCGCCAGAAACAGUGGAGCGUGCAGCGGGUCUACUCUUCUUUGAUCAAGUGAAUCGCAAGCAGUUGAGGCGUAUUAAUGGCAAGAAAGCCUGAACGUAAGGAAACCUAAAGGGGUUUUGUGCAAUUAUUAUCUUUAAAAUUCGGGUGAAAGUUAUAACCGUUGUUGGCAUUUUUCGUUUUGAAAUGUUACGUAGUACCAUAUGUAGUGAGUAGUAACACAAUAAAAACAAGUAAAAUUAAAUUUGUUCCUUCUUUUAGUACUUUAUUAAUUAAGCAAACAAAUUACAAAUUUAUCAACGGCGCAAAUGAGCAGUGUAUUCUUGUAAGUGCGCACGCAUCCUUUGAAAACAUAGAAUCAUAGUGAGAGUUAUUAUAAUUUU
This is a messenger RNA of Zeugodacus cucurbitae (melon fly), 1479 nucleotides long. RefSeq names its product endonuclease G, mitochondrial (gene EndoG). Gene Ontology annotation, biological process: apoptotic DNA fragmentation. The transcript has 2 exons. Bases 236 to 1192 code for a protein of 318 amino acids. Lineage: Eukaryota; Metazoa; Arthropoda; Insecta; Diptera; Tephritidae. The record is from RefSeq and is a predicted model, not a curated record. Gene Ontology annotation, cellular component: mitochondrial inner membrane; nucleus. Gene Ontology annotation, molecular function: nucleic acid binding; metal ion binding; single-stranded DNA endonuclease activity.